AUGGGCAUGGCAUGCGACAUCGAGGGCCGGACGGGGACGGAAGACCAUGAAGUCUUGCUCCCUAAAACAGAUGAGCGCUGUCGUGGUGUUCAGUCCAAUGGAAUGACGACGACGAUAGAAGCCGAGACUUCAGGUCUCAAUCCAGAGGAGACAGCUAUGAUCCUCACGAGUUUGAGUAAAGGCUUCUCACCUGGGCAGAUGAUGGCACGAGAUGCUGUCCCGGAUGUUGUCGACGAGAUGGUCGAGGGAGUGGACGCUGAAGAUGAAAAUGCAUCGCAACGUCGCUGUCACUUUCUUGCUUCGGCCGGUGGCGGGAGACAGAUGCACCGCGUGCAGCAAAUUAAUUUCGAUGGCCCGGAAGGCAGCAAGCUCGACUUUACCGAUGACGCGGGCUUUAGUCACCGCUUUCGAAACGAGAGCAAUCGCGUCAAAAGUUUAGUGACCAAGCACAUUUCCAUUGAUGAGCUGCGUGUGCACUUCGACCGCCCGAUUAUUGACGUGGCCAAGGACUUUGGCAUCUGCAUUACACUCAUGAAGAAGAUCUGUCGUCGAAACGGCAUCAAGAGGUGGCCGCAUCGUCAAAUCCGAUCGCUUUCGAAAAGUAUUGCGUCCAUGGAGGCUGCAAUGCUCAGUGCGCAUGGAAACGAGCGUGACAAGUACCGGGACCAGAUUGCAAACCUGGAAAGGAAGCGCGAAGCUGUGAUUGCAGACCCAAACAAGGAUGAUCCCAUGCGUCCCAAGACGUUCUCACCUUCUUCAGUAAUGGAUCGUGGUUCCACCACUGACGAAGGAUUAUGGGCUUCUUGGCAACUUCCUUUGAGCGUUCAACUGUCUCCACAACUCGCUCAGGACACGCAUGCUUUGCCUCAAACCAGUGCCCCCGUAACACCGACUGUCAAGACGGAAAAUCUGAUGGUGGGUACGUCAGGUCCAGCUUCUUCGUCAAGUACCGUUACCACUGGUCCUUCGAAAGGUGGGCGCUGGACGGGUGAGGAGCAUGCUGCUUUUCUAGAAGGCAUUCGGUUGUACGGCAAAGACUGGCGACGCGUGGCUCAGGUGGUCAGGACACGCAGUGCCGUGCAAACGCGUACUCAUGCCCAGAAAUAUUUAUUGAAAUUUGCUGGGCGCUUUCCAUUCGAUACUGAUGGUGCGCUGAAGGGUCAGCCGAUGUCACCGGUACAGCCACAGGCUACGCAGUGUGCACCACAACCGGUCACAUCCGCAUUGAGUCCAACAACGAGAACGACAUCGAGCGACGCUGCUGCGACGACAUCACCAAGUGACGAAACCAUGAGUUCUGGAUCCUGGGCUUCCUCCGAACAAGAUCCUCAACGGCCAGUGCAGCACUCGAAAGGUUCAUGUACAACCUCAGACGGCAGAUGUUUGCAAGCCGAGCUGGGAAUCGUGUCUCGUGGACGGGAAAACGUCAAAAUUCCCGUACUUCCUCCCCUAUCGUCUCGCACGACGUUCAGAGCGAAACGAUCAGCAGCUGCAGCGUUUCAGCCCCAUUCACAUCCGCUAAAAGCGGCCCCAGGUCCAUUCCAGUACUUACGUUGCAAUAACAGCAACAGGGUGCCGUAG
Peronospora matthiolae is the source of this 1581-nucleotide messenger RNA. The record is from the annotation of a GenBank genome assembly. Lineage: Eukaryota; Oomycota; Peronosporomycetes; Peronosporales; Peronosporaceae.